This is a messenger RNA of Aethalodelphis obliquidens (Pacific white-sided dolphin), 2195 nucleotides long. RefSeq names its product G protein-coupled receptor 142 (gene GPR142). NCBI's taxonomy places the organism in Eukaryota, Metazoa, Chordata, Mammalia, Artiodactyla, Delphinidae. Gene Ontology annotation, biological process: G protein-coupled receptor signaling pathway. Gene Ontology annotation, cellular component: plasma membrane. The record is from RefSeq and is a predicted model, not a curated record. Gene Ontology annotation, molecular function: G protein-coupled receptor activity.
AUGAUGAGAGCGAGCUGCUGGGACCACCGGAAAAAGCCACGGGUGACCCAGGACUCAGCACCCAGGAGCAUGCGGCUUGCAGGACAAGAGACAGCGGGCCAGCUACAGGUGACGCCAAUGCUCACACCCAAUGGCAGUGGGCUGAGCCAGGAGUUUGAAGGCCAUUGGCCGGAGAUCCCAGAGAGGUCCCCGUGUGUGGCCGGGGUCAUCCCUGUCAUCUACUACAGCGUCCUGCUGGGCCUGGGGCUGCCUGUCAACCUCCUGACCACAGUGGCCCUGGCCCGCCUCGCCGCCAGGACCAGGAAGCCCUCCUACUACUACCUUCUGGCGCUCACGGCCUCGGAUGUCAUCACCCAGGUAGUCAUCGUGUUCGUGGGCUUCCUCCUACAGGGAGCAGUGCUGGCCCGAAAGGUGCCCCAGGCUGUGGUGCGUGCGGCUAACAUCCUGGAGUUUGCUGCCAACCACGCCUCAGUCUGGAUCGCCGUCCUGCUCACGGUCGACCGGUACAGCGCCCUGUGCCACCCCCUGCACCAUCGGGCCACCUCAUCCCCAGGCCGGACCCGGCGGGCCAUCGCUGCUGUCCUUGGUGCUGCCCUGCUGACUGGCAUCCCCUUCUACUGGUGGAUGGACGUGUGGAGGGACGAGGACCCCCCCAGCACACUGGACAAGGUCCUCAAGUGGGCUCACUGCCUCAUCGUCUAUUUCAUCCCUUGUGGCGUUUUCCUGGUCGCCAACUCGGCCAUUGUCUGCCAGCUACAGAGAAGGGGCCAGAGUGGGCCUCGGCCCCGGGUGGGCAAGAGCACCGCCAUCCUCCUGGGUGUCACCACGCUCUUCGCCCUCCUUUGGGCACCCCGCAUCUUUGUCAUGCUCUACCACCUGUACGUGGCCCCCGUCUACCGGGACUGGAGGGUCCACCUGGCCUUGGAUGUGUCCAACAUGGCGGCCAUGCUCAACACAGCAGUCAACUUUGGGCUCUACUCCUUUGUGAGCAAGACCUUCCGGGCCACUGUCCAGGAGGUCAUACAUGACGCCCACCUGCCCUGCACCUUGGGGUCACAGCCAGCGGGCGUGGUGGCGGAACCUGUGCUGAAGCCUGCAGGACUGCCCAAAGGGGCAGGACUGUAGAGGAGGAGCCCAUGCAGAGAGCUUGGGGUGGCUCACAGCCAGAUUCCUGGGGUCUUUGUGGUUGCUUCCACAAAACUUUAUCAGUACCCUACUUUGCAAUCUGGGGAUGAAAGGAGAGGCUCCUUCCUUCAGGGGUGGCUUCCCAGGAAGCUAAAUUAGUGUUGGUUGAAUGAAUGAAUGAGUGACUGAAUAGAUGGAUGGAUGGAUGGAUGGAUGGAUGAAUAUGAGUUGUUUCCAGCCCACCCCUUCCUGGAGCCCACCUCUCAUUCCCUGAGUUGAUUACUUCUCCGGCUUCUAGUGGCAAUGCCAGGGAGAAAGGGAGAUGUCCGCCGGAUUCCAGGCCUUUCCUGGGCUGCGGGAACCAAAUGCAGGGGGCUGAACAAUGGGAGACGGGCUGCCUGAGAAAGGGAGUGGUCUUUUUUUUUUUUUUUUUUGAAAGGGAGUGGUCUGAAGCAGAUUCAAUGCCCCAGCCCUGGGGCGACAUAACCUCUGGGGUCUCUAGCAUCCUGGACUGAUUAAAUCCCUGCCCUGGAGCCAGAACAGGUUCAGGGCCCCAGAACAGCCCUGGGGAGGCACUUUCCAUAGUUGCUGAGGACCAGGACUAAGAAAGAAAAUGUCCUCUUAGCUCAGGGGCCAGGAGAGCGGAAGGGGCCUCCCGGCCACACCCCUAAGCUCACUCCUCUUGGAGAAGAAGCCUCUUUCUCCACCAAGGGGAGGAAGGGAGAUGGCUCCGCCAAUCUGAGACUCUGAGGGGCUCUGCUUGGCCCCUCCCAGCCUCCCUCCUUUCAGCCAUGCCAACCGGGAGAGGCAGCUGGGAGAGAUUAGCAGACAAACCUCCCACCUGCUCCAGGCACUGGGUAAACACAUUAGCCGUCUGCUCUCUGCUUUUAGACCAGACUGAGCUGACCUUUCCCCUGAACGUGAGGUCCAGGCGGGCCCCCACAGGCACGCAACCCCUUAAUGGGAUCACAGAAGGGAAAGAGCCAGUUCUGUGCUGGGCAAACAGUCGGUGCAAAAUAAAUGCACUUGGCUUUCCCCCUUUCCUCUCUACUUCUCCCCACAGCAGAAAU